Adineta steineri is the source of this 2046-nucleotide messenger RNA. Lineage: Eukaryota; Metazoa; Rotifera; Eurotatoria; Adinetida; Adinetidae. The record is from the annotation of a GenBank genome assembly.
AUGGAUGAUGAUGAUGAUCAUGAUAAUAUAGAUUUAACAGAAGAUUUUCUUCUACAUACAUUACAUAAUGAUACAAUUGAACAGAAUACAUUCUUCGAACAUUUUCAACGUUUUUUACCUCGACAAACACUUAUUUAUAUACAAUAUUGCUUACUACGUAUACCAUUUUUACUUCUAUAUGAUUAUUUAUUUACUGAACAAUUUUCAUAUUUAUUUGAUUAUUUUCUUGAAUAUUCAUCGAAAAUUAUUGAUCAAGAAAAUCAAAUAUUAUUUAAACCAAUAAGUUAUAUAUUACAUAGUUAUUUUUUUCAUAUAUUAAUCGAUAUUAAUUUAAAUUUUUCAAUACCAAUCUUAGGUCUUAUAUUAUUAAUUGUUUUCUUAUUAUGUUCCGAUCGACGUCUUGUAAUAUUUUACAGUUAUACAUUAUCAUUACUUGUUAUCUAUCUUUAUUAUCAAAUAAAUCGUUUUAUGGAUAUUCAAAUAAAUACAUUCGUACUUCAAUUUAUACUUUCAGCUAUUUAUAUUCAAAUGUUAAACAUACGUUCUCCAGUAUAUACAUAUCCAAUUCAAAAACGUUUAUGUCAUAUAGCACCAAUUCUAUAUCUUGUAACACGUUAUAUAUUUCCAUUAACAUAUAGUAUAUAUAUACUAAAUAUUUAUUAUCUUUGUUGGAUAUUAAUACAUUUAUCUGAAGCACUUAUUUUUCAACGAGAUAUGAUAAUUAAUUUAAUACAUAUUCGUAUAUUAAAUCAAUUAAUAAAUUUAUAUAAUAAUUUUGGUAUUCAAACAUUAUUUAAUACAUUACAACAUCGUAUACAUGUUGUAACAUUAAUGAAAAUAUUUUGGUUAACAAAAAUUAUUAUUAUACCAUUAGGUUUUCGAGCAAUUUAUACACAUCCAUUUAUAAUUAAUACAACAACAAUGAAUACGACAAAUGAAACAAUUAUUAAUUAUAAUACAACAUUAACAAAAACGAUUUAUUUUACAACUUUAUUCUAUGGAACAGAAACAAUAUUUACAAUAAUUAGUCUUGCUUGUCUUGUUUCACAUGGUAUGAAAAUUUUGGCUCAUCGUUUAUUUCGAUUCUUAAAUUUAUGGAAUGAAGAUGUUGAACAGAUUGGUAUUAUUAUUGGUAUGAUGUUUUUUCUUUUACUUUUUCAAUCAAAUUUAACGCGACUUGAUCUUCAUCGACGACAUAUUCCAUUAUUAAAAGCGUUCAGUUUACUUAUUGUUGCAUUAUGUCAUUUUCUUCAUACAAUACUUGAACCACAAUUACUUAAAGUAGCAAUGCAAACAAUGACAACAAGAAUGGCAUUUGAUGAAACAAAUGAAAAUCAAGAAGAAGUUGAAGAUAAUGAAAACAAAUCAUCAUCAUCAUAUUUCUCACGAAAAAUUCUUCGUUCAUUUCAUCAUCAACAUGUUUAUACGUGUUUAUCACUGCUAUUCUUAAUUAUUCUUUAUGCAGCUUUCUUAUGGCGUAUAACAACAUUUUCAACAUGGCUUUUAGCUAUAACAGCAUUUUCAUUGGAAUUAAUCGUACGUCUUAUAGCAUCAUUAGCUCAAUAUACACUUUAUGUUCUUGAUGCUCAUAAUCGUUUAUCAAAUGUUGAUUCAUUUGAUGAAUAUAUAUUUCGUGUAAAAGCAAUCACAUCAUGUUUUGAAUUUAUUCUUGGAGUUUUUCUUCUUUUUAAUGGUUUCUAUAUUUUAUGUUUUGAAGCUCGUGGAGCAUUACGUGCAUUUAUGCUUGCUAUACAUGCACAUUUAAAUAUUAUAAAAAAUGUACGUCGAGGUUGGCAAAUACUUCGUAAUCGUAAAUCGGCAUGGGAUAAUGUUACUCAAUUACCAUUAGCUACAGAAGAACAAAUUGAAAAUUAUAAUGAUAUAUGUUCAAUAUGUCAUAAUGUAUUAACAACUGGUAAUACAUGUAUAACACCAUGUUCACAUCUAUUUCAUCAAAAAUGUUUACAAAAAGUAUUUUAUGCCACACAAAACUGUGCAUUAUGUUCACGACCAAUUGUUUUAGAAAAGAAGGAUCAUAAAGAAUAG